AUGACGUUGCUGUGGCUGUGCAUCGAGGGCAUCGGCCUGCCCGCGCUCGUCCUCUACGCUGUUGCCGGAUGUGGAGGGAAGAAGAAGCCGCCGCCAGCCAAGGCCGCACCGGCCAAGCCGAAGCCUGCCGCUCCGGCCGCUCCAGCGGCACCUCCUCCCAAGUCGGCCGCCCAGCCGGCGCCUGCCGAACCCGCGGCGCCCGCCGAGGAGAAGAAGGACGACAAGACGCAGGAGCAGACGAAGGAGGGCGCCGCCCCGGAGGAGAAGAAAGAAGAGAAGAAGGAGGAGGAGAAGAAAGAAGAGGAGAAGAAGGAGGGUGAAGAGAAGAAGGAGGGUGACGAGAAGAAGGAUGAGAAGGAGGAGAAGAAGGGCUCCAAGAAAGAGGGAUCUAAGAAGGAAGGCUCCAAGAAGGAGGGGUCCAAGAAGGACGACAAGAAGGGCGGAAGCAAGAAAGAGGGUUCGAAAAAAGAGGGCUCGAAGAAGGAAGGGUCCAAGAAGGACGGUGAUAAGAAGGAUGAUAAGAAGGAGGGCUCCAAGAAGGCUGGCGGAUCCAAGAAGAAGGAGGGCUCGAAGAAGGAUGAGAAGAAGGAAGAGAAAAAGGAUGAGAAGAAGGAAGCCUCUAAGAAGAAGGAAGCCUCCAAGAAGAAGGAGGCGUCCAAGAAGAAGGAAGCCUCAAAGAAGGCGGCCAAGGACGAGAAGAAGGAGGGCGGUGACGAGAAAGUGACUGCCACGCCGAACGAGCUGCAGUGGGAGGAGAAGGGCGAACCGCAGACCGUGACGGUGAAGAACGCGGAAGGCGACGACCGCAUUGCCGUCAAGCCCAAGUGUGCCGAGAAGGCCUACACCUUCGACCCGGCCUCCGCCUUCGUCAAGAAGGGCGAAAGCGCCGCCUUCAAGGUGACUCGUGCGGCGGGCGCUGUCAAAGCCGACACCAUCGAGUUCCAAUGGGCUAAGGCCGAUGAGAAAGACAAGGACGCCGAGGAGAUCUUCAAGAAGGCCGAUCUCAAGCCGACCAUCCUCGCCGUCAAGAGCGGACCGAAGGCCGAGGGAGAGAAGAAGGAAGAGAAGAAGGACGAGAAGAAGAAGGAGCCCUCCGGCAAAGACAAGAAGAAGGAGGAAGAAAAGAAGGAUGAAAAGAAGGAGGGCGACGAGAAGAAGGAGGAAAAGAAGGAAGAGGAGAAGAAGGAAGAGAAGAAGGAGGGCGAGGAGAAGAAGGAGGAGAAGAAGGAGGGCGAGGAGAAGAAGGAGGAGAAGAAGGAGGGCGAGGAAAAGAAGGAGGAGAAGAAGGAAGAGGAAAAGAAGGAGGAAAAGAAGGAGGGAGAGGAGAAGAAGGAAGAGGAAAAGAAAGAGGAGAAGAAGGAGGAGGAGAAAAAGGAGGAGGAGAAGAAGGAA
Messenger RNA from Mesorhabditis spiculigera, 1392 nucleotides. The record is from the annotation of a GenBank genome assembly. Lineage: Eukaryota; Metazoa; Nematoda; Chromadorea; Rhabditida; Rhabditidae.